This is a messenger RNA of Onychostruthus taczanowskii (white-rumped snowfinch), 4805 nucleotides long. It is a transcript of the gene PTK2, whose product is annotated as protein tyrosine kinase 2. The record is from RefSeq and is a predicted model, not a curated record. Gene Ontology annotation, biological process: signal complex assembly; protein phosphorylation. Gene Ontology annotation, cellular component: focal adhesion; cytoskeleton. The transcript has 38 exons. NCBI's taxonomy places the organism in Eukaryota, Metazoa, Chordata, Aves, Passeriformes, Passeridae. Gene Ontology annotation, molecular function: protein tyrosine kinase activity; ATP binding. Bases 476 to 3763 code for a protein of 1095 amino acids.
GCGCCCUCCCCACCUCCCCCGCCUCGCUCCCUGAGGGGCGGCACCGUGACCCCCCCAGAGCCAUGUUGGGGGGGGCAGCGCCGCAUCCCAUGGUGCAGCGCGCCGGGAGGGCGGGGAGAGAGGGACGGAGGGAGGGAGGGGAGGAGGAGGGAGGCGGCACUGCCCGCGCAGACCCUCCGGAGCCUUCUCCUCCUCUUCGUCCUCCUCCUCCUCCACCGCGGCUUGUCUUCGCCGCUGCGCUGGAGGCGGCCGUGCCCGCAGCGCGAUUUCAUGUUUCAUCCUGUAUUGAGCACCUGCUGCUGAGAGCUGGAAAGUCUACUUAGGAUAUUUCAAGACUUCCCUUGCCAGCAGGUGUGCCUGAUUUUCUCCACCAUGAAGAUGUCAAACCAGUCAUCCCCUGUCUCCUUUGCCUCCCCUGCCAUGAAGAGGAUGUGCUCACUCUGAAUAUGACCGAUACCUAGCAUCUAGCAAAACCAUGGCAGCAGCUUACCUUGACCCAAACUUGAAUCACACCCCAAGUUCAGGUGCAAAGACUCACCUCAGUACUGGGAUGGAACGUUCCCCAGGGGCCAUGGAACGCGUCCUGAAGGUUUUCCACUACUUUGAAAACAGCAGCGAGCCGACCACGUGGGCCAGCAUUAUCCGGCACGGAGACGCUACUGAUGUCCGAGGCAUAAUUCAGAAGAUCGUGGACUGUCACAAAGUGAAGAAUGUGGCCUGCUAUGGGUUACGGCUCAGUCACCUGCAGUCUGAGGAAGUUCACUGGCUACACCUGGACAUGGGGGUGUCCAAUGUGAGAGAGAAAUUUGAACUAGCCCACCCUCCAGAAGAAUGGAAAUAUGAAUUGAGAAUUCGGUAUUUGCCAAAAGGAUUUCUAAACCAGUUCACUGAGGACAAACCAACUCUAAAUUUUUUCUAUCAGCAGGUGAAAAAUGACUAUAUGUUAGAAAUAGCAGAUCAAGUGGACCAGGAAAUUGCUUUGAAACUAGGUUGCCUUGAAAUCCGGAGAUCCUACGGAGAGAUGAGAGGCAAUGCAUUAGAAAAGAAGUCCAACUAUGAAGUGUUAGAGAAAGAUGUUGGUUUGAGACGGUUUUUCCCGAAGAGUUUACUAGAUUCAGUGAAGGCCAAAACACUACGGAAAUUAAUCCAGCAAACAUUUCGACAAUUUGCCAACCUCAAUAGAGAAGAAAGCAUUUUGAAGUUCUUUGAGAUCCUCUCUCCAGUGUACAGAUUUGACAAGGAAUGCUUCAAGUGUGCUCUUGGUUCAAGCUGGAUUAUUUCAGUGGAACUGGCAAUUGGCCCAGAAGAAGGAAUCAGUUACCUGACAGACAAGGGUGCAAAUCCAACCCAUCUAGCAGAUUUCAAUCAAGUGCAAACCAUUCAGUAUUCAAACAGUGAAGAUAAGGACAGAAAAGGGAUGCUGCAACUCAAGAUAGCUGGUGCCCCUGAGCCUCUGACAGUGACAGCACCGUCCUUAACCAUUGCAGAGAACAUGGCAGACCUGAUCGACGGCUACUGCCGCCUGGUCAACGGGGCCACGCAGUCCUUCAUCAUCAGGCCUCAGAAAGAAGGUGAAAGAGCUUUACCAUCAAUACCAAAGCUGGCCAACAAUGAGAAGCAAGGAGUGAGGUCUCACACAGUCUCUGUGUCAGGAGUCAAUCACUGUCAGCAUAAAGUAAAGAAAGCUAGACGCUUUCUGCCUUUCGUCUUCUGUGCCCAUGAGUCGCCGCCCAAGGAUGAAAUUAGUGGGGACGAGACUGAUGACUAUGCAGAGAUUAUAGAUGAAGAAGACACUUACACAAUGCCCUCAAAAAGCUAUGGAAUAGAUGAAGCCAGAGAUUAUGAAAUUCAAAGGGAGAGGAUUGAGCUGGGGCGCUGCAUUGGGGAAGGACAGUUUGGAGAUGUGCACCAAGGAGUUUACAUCAGCCCGGAAAAUCCAGCUAUGGCUGUUGCAAUCAAAACGUGUAAAAACUGCACUUCAGACAGUGUUAGAGAAAAAUUCUUGCAAGAAGCCUUAACAAUGCGUCAGUUUGAUCACCCCCACAUCGUGAAGCUCAUUGGGGUUAUUACAGAAAACCCAGUCUGGAUAAUCAUGGAGCUCUGUACACUUGGAGAGCUGAGGUCGUUUUUGCAAGUCAGGAAGUACAGCUUGGACCUGGCCUCUCUGAUACUUUAUGCUUACCAGCUUAGCACAGCUCUUGCCUACUUAGAGAGCAAAAGAUUUGUACAUAGGGAUAUUGCUGCUAGAAAUGUGCUGGUGUCUACCACUGACUGUGUGAAAUUGGGUGACUUUGGUUUGUCCCGAUACAUGGAAGACAGUACUUACUACAAAGCUUCCAAAGGAAAAUUGCCCAUCAAAUGGAUGGCUCCAGAGUCCAUCAAUUUCCGACGGUUUACCUCAGCUAGCGAUGUCUGGAUGUUUGGUGUGUGUAUGUGGGAGAUCCUCAUGCACGGGGUAAAGCCCUUCCAGGGAGUGAAGAACAAUGAUGUGAUUGGGCGGAUUGAGAACGGUGAGCGGCUCCCAAUGCCUCCAAACUGCCCUCCCACCCUCUACAGCCUUAUGACCAAGUGCUGGGCCUACGACCCCAGCAGGAGACCCAGGUUUACUGAACUUAAAGCACAACUCAGUACAAUACUGGAGGAAGAGAAGCUGCAGCAAGAAGAACGAAUGAGAAUGGAAUCCAGGCGACAAGUCACGGUGUCCUGGGACUCAGGAGGAUCAGAUGAAGCUCCUCCCAAGCCCAGUAGACCUGGUUACCCCAGCCCCAGAUCCAGUGAAGGGUUUUAUCCAAGCCCACAGCAUAUGGUACAGCCAAAUCAUUAUCAGGUGUCUGGCUAUCCUGGUUCUCAUGGAAUACCAGCCAUGGCAGGCAGCAUUUAUCCUGGGCAGGCUUCUCUCCUGGAUCAAGCAGAUUCCUGGAACCAUCGGCCUCAGGAAAUAUCAGUGUGGCAACCAAACAUGGAGGAUUCAGGCACUUUGGACAUCCGGGGGAUGAGCCAGGUUCUGCCCACACACCUCAUGGAGGAGAGGUUGAUACGACAGCAGCAGGAGAUGGAGGAAGAUCAGCGCUGGCUCGAAAAAGAAGAACGAUUCCUGAAACCCGACAUGAGGCACUCCAGAGGCAGCAUCGACCGGGAGGACGGAGGUCUCCAGGGCCCUGCUGGUAACCAGCACAUAUAUCAGCCUGUGGGAAAACCAGAUCACGCAGCUCCGCCAAAGAAGCCUCCGCGCCCCGGAGCCCCCGGGCACCUGGGCAGCCUCGCCAGCCUCAACAGCCCUGUGGACAGCUACAACGAGGGAGUGAAGCCAUGGAGGAUUCAGCCGCAGGAGAUCAGCCCUCCUCCCACGGCCAACCUGGACCGCUCCAAUGACAAAGUCUACGAGAACGUCACGGGGCUGGUGAAGGCGGUGAUAGAAAUGUCCAGUAAAAUCCAGCCGGCCCCGCCCGAGGAGUACGUGCCCAUGGUGAAGGAGGUUGGUUUGGCACUAAGAACUUUACUGGCAACAGUAGAUGAGACCCUCCCAGUGCUCCCUGCAAGCACCCACAGAGAGAUUGAGAUGGCACAGAAGCUGCUGAACUCGGACCUGGCCGAGCUCAUCAACAAGAUGAAGCUGGCCCAGCAGUACGUCAUGACCAGCCUGCAGCAGGAGUACAAGAAGCAAAUGCUGACGGCUGCUCACGCCCUGGCUGUGGAUGCCAAAAACCUGCUGGAUGUCAUCGAUCAAGCCAGACUGAAAAUCAGCCAGUCCAGACCGCACUAAGCAUGAGGGAGGAGCAUCAUCAGCCUCGGAGUUCUGCUUGCGACAGGAUGUUCCUUCACCUUCCACCAGCAGUGAGGAUUAACCCAGUGCAGUCCUGGCCUUCCAGCGCCUCUGGCUUCAGCAGACCUGACCGAGCCCUCGGGUUCUCUCAUUGCAACAGUUUAACCAAGUCCCUCUGGUAGAGCCGAGCUGGGAUUCAGGCAGGGCAUUAUCAGCAGAUGAGGUUUGUACAGGAGCCCUCGGGCGCUCAGAGCUGGGGCACAGGGCAGGUCACUCCAUCGCAUGGGACACGCUUCGCACUGAGCUGCCACCAUUGAGCUGCCACCGGGGCACGGUCUCGGAGCCAAAACUGUUGGAGCAGCAGAUGGGAGAAAGAUAUUGUGAAGUGAAGAAUUCGGGGAAACCUCAGGGCUGAGAAUUCUUGCCCACAGUAUAUGAACUAUCCAGACUGGAAUUUUUUUUAUUAGAACACUUACGUCGCAAUAUGCUAAUCACGAUUUACAGAGAAAGAAUAAAAAGCUAUAUUUUCAAGACUUCAGUCAUUUCAAGACAAACUAAAGCCCUCUUCAUCUUCCUGCCUUUUACUUUUACGUGACUGUGUGAAGCAUUUGUUUGGAAAUAGCUGUAGGACACAACUGAACACUCGUCUUUUUCACCAGGAUAACGUGCCAGUUCUUUUGUAGCAAUGUUGUUUUCCUUGGAAGUGAAAAUGCUGCUUUGUACCAGAGCAAUUCAGAGCUGCAUUUAGAGAAGAUCUGUAACCAUUCAUGUCCCCCAUUUUUAUAUAAUUUAUAAAGACAGAUUAAAGCCAUGAUGACUAUUUUAAACCCACUGUAGUUAACUAACCCAUCCUUUUGUCUAUCUUGCCUGGGAGGAGUUACAGUAGAGAAUGUAAUUAGAUUUUCCUUGGUUUUCCAGUUAUGCCAUCUGUUCUGUUAAAAUAAAAACCACACUCCCUUUUUGCUGUUGAGGGAUAUAAAUUAUUCUCAGGAAGAAUAUAAUGAACUGUACAGUUACUUUGACCUAUUAAAAAGGUGUUACC